AGUUUGAUUUUGUUGACAGUUCCGAUCGUUCAGACUUCGAUGCGCCCAAGAAUGUUUAACUACCAGAGAGCGCUCACUUUCACUCCAACUACAUAAGGUCUGUGCUUCCUCAGGAUUCAGGCAAAUAUCCCUCAUCUGUCACUAUAUCCCCGGAAGAUCUUGUUGGAGUUGUUUCGCCAAGUACGACGCGCUGGCACAGUGGACAUCCAGGCGUCGUCUACGCAAUGGCGGGAGAAUUGAAAUCCAGCAUGAGCAACAGACGCAAGGCAUCUGGCCUUUUCACCUUCGGUAUUGUUGCCGGCUUCCUUCCAUCCGAAAAACAUCUGUGGUCUGACGGUGAUAAUCUUGUCACAUUCUUCCCCGAGCAUUUAAAUCUUACCGUGCCCAUCAUUCUCUACGGUGUCCCGUAUCACGAAGCCUAUGUUAGCCUCAACGGAAUUGUUACUCUGGGACCCGUUUGUCGGGAACAGCCUCGUAAUCCAGAAAACCCGGACACAAAUGUCCCGUUGUUUAAUGCCGACCAGUUUCCAUUCAAGUAUCCUGCAAUUGCACCGUUUUAUGCUCACAUCGACAACGAAAACGAAGGAUUAAUAUAUUUCCGAGAAUCCAAACGGGCUGAGCUGGUCGCGAGGGCUGAUGAGCUGAUUCACCAGUCUUAUCCAGAUCAAGCAGAUACAUUCCGAUCCCAAUCUGUUUUUCUUGCCACCUGGCACGAAGUUUUAGGGUACGGGAAUUCUGCGGAUGUGGAUAAUUCCUUUCAGUUAGCUUUGGCAUCGAACGGGCAAGAAAGCUACGCGAUUUUUCUUUACCCGCAAGCAGGGAUUGAAUGGACACAGUUCUCCAGUCAGCCAACGGAAAACGUUGCACAACCACGGUAUUUAUUUGCACAAGCAGGUUACACCGACGGCAAAACGGGAGUUACAACACUGCCUGGCUCAGGAACUGACUGCAUGCGUGAUCUACCAAAAAACCGGUAUCCGGAGAGUGCACCUCUUGGAGUUUACGUUUAUUGCAUAAGCAAAGUGACAAGUUCUUAGUUGUUCUUUUGUACACAACGAAUUACCUUUCGGACGUUGUGACUCAGCGGUUUUUGUCACCCGAAAGAUUUAUGGUUUUUACGAAGUCCGACAUUUUUCUUGCAUUUUUCUUAACGAAUUCGUAUCUUGCCCACUUUCUUUGUGCUCUUUCCUUGUUAAGUCUGCACUACGCGAAUACGAAAGCUAGAUCAAAAGUACGAUAUAUAGUGCCA
This is a messenger RNA of Paramacrobiotus metropolitanus, 1249 nucleotides long. RefSeq names its product nidogen-like. The record is from RefSeq and is a predicted model, not a curated record. Gene Ontology annotation, biological process: cell-matrix adhesion. Lineage: Eukaryota; Metazoa; Tardigrada; Eutardigrada; Parachela; Macrobiotidae. The transcript has 6 exons. Bases 225 to 1037 code for a protein of 270 amino acids.